AUGGAGCCGCGCCCGGGUCCCGCGAGGCCUGGAGUGGCUGAAGGGCCGCAGCCUGAGCCCGGGGGCGCGGGGAGACAGCCGUCCGUCUGGCCCUUCCUGACCUGGAGCGUCGAGGAAGUGGCUGAGUGGGUGGCGCAGCUCGGCUUCCCCCAGUACGAGGAAUGCUUCAGGGCCAACGGCGUCACCGGCCGCCGCCUCAUCCAGGUGAACUGCUCCAACCUGCCCGGCAUGGGCGUCACGGACUUCGGCCACACGCAGGAAAUUUCACGACACGUGCGAGAGCUGCUGGGGAUUGAGGAGCCUCUAUUCAGCAGAUCCAUUGCCCUCCCAUACAGAGACAAUAUGGGUCUCUUCCUAGAGAGAAAGGCACCAACAGGAAAGAGGGCAGAUGCCCUCACUUUCUCACAGUUUAUCCAAAAAGCAGGACUGGAGCCAUAUACUACAGUUCCUUCUUUGCAAGGAUCCCAGACCAUGAUGGAAGUGGAUGCUCUUCCUGCAUCACAGGACAUGCAGAGGCAGAAUUAGAGACUCAUACUGCA
Messenger RNA from Cinclus cinclus, 539 nucleotides. It is a transcript of the gene SAMD15, whose product is annotated as sterile alpha motif domain containing 15. Lineage: Eukaryota; Metazoa; Chordata; Aves; Passeriformes; Cinclidae. The coding region runs from base 1 to 525 and encodes 174 amino acids. Gene Ontology annotation, molecular function: protein binding. The transcript has 3 exons. The record is from RefSeq and is a predicted model, not a curated record.